GGCUCGGCUCGGCUCGCUCGGAGCGGGGCGGGCGGAGCCGCUGCCGGUGGCGGCCCCGUGGCGGAGCGGGGGUCCCUCCAUGCCGCCAUGGCCCCCCGCGCCCCCCGCGCCCCCUUCGCCCUGCUGCUGGCGAUCGGCGCCCUCGCAUCCGCGUGGCCCCCCCAAAACUCCAGCGUUGGCGAGGGGAGAGCCUGGGAGGGCUCGUUGGAGAGCAGCGCCCCGAAAUGGGACCUGGCGAGCGGAGACACCCCGGGGGGACCCAUCAACAGCACCAGCGGCGGGGGGGCGGCGGCAGGACCGCAGUUAGAGCCCCCCGGGGGGGACACGGCCACCACGGAGCCCUCGGGGUGCCCGGGCUGCGGCGGGGAGGGCGAGGCCAGCGCCGUGCCCCCCCGAGCUGUCACCUGGCCCGGGGACGGGGGCACGGCUCCGGUGGCCCUCGGUAGCCCCGAGGAACCGGGCAGCGGUGACCGACCCACACCCGCCUCCCCGCCCGGCCCGGGGGGCUUCGGGGGGCUCCCGGCCGCGCUGCCCAGCCCCGAGCCGGGCGCCCCCAGCCCCGGGGGGGACUCGGGGGGUCCCCCGGAGCUCUGGGCCGCCGCCCCCAGCCCGGUCCCGGCGCAGGGAGCCCGCGGCUGGACCGACCUGACGUGGCUGCAGGAGCCCGGUACCGCCGCCACCGGCCCGCCCGAGCCCCCGGCGGACCGGGCGGGCUCUGAAAUCAUCGAUGUCGAUUAUUACGACCUGUUCGAGGGCGGUGAGGGCCCGGGGGGCUUCCCCGGGGGCGAACGGGGCGCGGCGGGCCCGGUGCGGCGGAGGGAGCCCGAGGGGGCGGCCACGCCCUGGGCACUCCACGAGCUCUACGACGAUUUCACACCCUUCGAGGACGCCGAUUUUUACCCCACCACCUCCUUCUACGCCGACGAGGACGAGCUGGAGGAUGAGGAGGAAGAGGAGGAGGAGGAAGAUGGGGGACUGGAGGAUGAGAACGGCUACCGGCCGCCCGCCUCGGCCGCGCCCGUCCCGCGGGACCCCCGACCCACCGGGCACCGAGCCGCGGUCCCACCGCCACCGCCCGGGCUGGCCGGGGGCAGCCCCACGGCAUCCCCGGCCGAGAACGGCUCCGAGUGCCGGAGCGGCUACGUGCGGCACAACAGCUCCUGCCGCUCCCUCUGCGACCUCGUCCCCAGCUACUGCCACAACGGCGGCCAGUGCUACCUGGUGGAGAGCCACGGGGCCUUCUGCCGGUGCAACACGCAGGACUACACGUGGCACAAGGGCACACGCUGCGAGUCCAUCGUCACCGACUUCCAGGUGAUGUGCGUGGCCGUGGGCUCGGCCGCGCUCGUGGUGCUGCUGCUCUUCAUGCUCACCGUGUUCUUCGCCAAGAAGCUCUACCUGCUCAAGACGGAGAACAGCAAACUGCGCAAGACCAAAUACCGCACCCCGUCCGAGCUGCACAACGACAACUUCUCCCUCUCCACCAUCGCCGAGGGCUCCCACCCAAACAGAGAAGCGAAGGGCUCAGCGGAGGAAGGAGGAGCGUAGGUCCCUUUAGCCUUCUUGCCGCUGCUCCCCGGUUCCCGAGCGCCUUUAGCAGCCCCGCCCUGGCCGGAGGCUCCGGGGCCGGUUCCCGCCCGGUUACCGAGAGGAUGAACCCCGGGAUGAGCUCGGUGCCGCUCCCCGGCGGCUCUGCCACAUCCCUCGACCCCUCCGGAGGCACGCAGCGCUCCGAGGAUGAGGAGGGGUCAGCACCCGCGGAAAGGGGAUUUUGGGGAUCCUGCAGCCGGUGGCACCGGCCCGGACCGACCCGGGAGAUGAGAAUCCUGUCCCUGUGUGACACCGGCCCUCGGUGUCCCCGUCCGUCUGCCGCUCUCGGGGUGGCACCGGGAGCACCGUAACCACCGCAGCAGUGCCCGGUGCCGGUGCCGCUCCUCCCGUGGGAGCGGGACAGACGCGGGCACAGCCCGGCCCUGGCACGGGGCAUCGGGGCGGGGGCACGGCUGUACCCUGAGGAACCGCAAUAAAACCAACCCACCCCUCUGG
Taeniopygia guttata (zebra finch) is the source of this 2046-nucleotide messenger RNA. RefSeq names its product chondroitin sulfate proteoglycan 5 (gene CSPG5). Lineage: Eukaryota; Metazoa; Chordata; Aves; Passeriformes; Estrildidae. Gene Ontology annotation, biological process: cell projection morphogenesis. Gene Ontology annotation, cellular component: synapse. The record is from RefSeq and is a predicted model, not a curated record.